Phycodurus eques (leafy seadragon) is the source of this 5805-nucleotide messenger RNA. Its product is annotated as inactive dipeptidyl peptidase 10-like. NCBI's taxonomy places the organism in Eukaryota, Metazoa, Chordata, Actinopteri, Syngnathiformes, Syngnathidae. Gene Ontology annotation, molecular function: serine-type peptidase activity; dipeptidyl-peptidase activity. The coding region runs from base 250 to 2604 and encodes 784 amino acids. The transcript has 27 exons. Gene Ontology annotation, biological process: proteolysis. The record is from RefSeq and is a predicted model, not a curated record.
CUGAGGAUGCCAAGUGAAACUGGGUUGACUGAUUUUACUCAUGAAUGACACCAUUUUUUUUUAAAGUAGUAAAAGCAGCAUCGAGCAGGAGGGGUUCUCCCGUGUGUUUACCGAAGGAAGAGCUCGACAGAUGCCAGUAACGAGAGCAGGGAGCUUCUGCUUUUCUUUUCUCUGUCAUUUUGGGCUUGUGACAAAGGAGGAAAAGAAGAAUUUCUUGAGUGCUUCUUGUCUGAUUUGCUGGAGACCAAGAUGAUGGAGCCAGAAUUGAGAUUCCUGGAGGAGUUUGUGGACGUCAGCACCCCGCAGAGGAACUGGAAGGGCAUCGCCAUCUCUCUGCUUGUGAUUGCGGCAGUCUGCUCGCUCAUCACCAUGUCUGUGGUCGUCCUCACACCUGCUGAUCUCCCAGGCAGCAGCAAGUCUGCGCUGACUGUAGACGAUCUUUACUCUUCAGAGUUCGCUGUGCAUGACCCAGAAGCCACAUGGAUAAGUGAUUCUGAGGUAGUUUACAGGAACCGAGAUAAUCAUGUUGUGAAAUUUGAUUUCACUCUCAACGAGACUCAAGUCCUAUUGAGUGACGCGACCUUUAUGGCGUUCAAGGUGGCAAAGCACUCACUCUCAGCAGACCUUCAAUAUGCACUCUUUGCUUAUGACGUCAAACAGAUGUACAGAUAUUCCUACCAGGCUUCUUACAUUGUUUACAACCUAUACACCCGGGAGGUUUGGGAGCUGAACCCUCCAGAAGUUCCUAAUGCUGUGCUGCAGCAUGCGGCGUGGGGAAAACAAGGACAACAACUGAUUUAUAUUUUUGAGAACAACAUCUACUACCAGUCGGAUGUGAGGAGCAACUCUCUGAGGAUCACCUCUUCUGGCAUGGAGGGCGUCAUCUUUAACGGGCUUGCUGACUGGCUGUAUGAAGAGGAGAUUCUGCACUCCCACUUGGCUCACUGGUGGUCCCCUGAUGGAGAGAAACUGGCUUUCCUCACCAUCAACGACACACUGGUACCUAACAUGGCCUUACCCCAGUUCACUGGCAGCACCUACCCUCGUGGACUCCAGUACCCGUAUCCGAUGGCCGGUCAAACAAACUCUGUGGCCAAGUUGUCUGUGGUCAAUCUCGUCGGGAUAACACAUACUGUGGAGCUGCAGCCUCCCAAUCAGCUCGGGCUAAGGGAUUUCUAUAUUACCAUGGUGAAGUGGAUCAGUAACGAGCACCUCGCCGUUCGCUGGCUCACUCGGGCCCAGAAUGCAUCAGUGCUGACAGUGUGUGAUGCCGCUGCAGGAGUCUGCCUUGUGAGGCUCGAGGAGUCUUCAGAUUCAUGGAUCUCCAGGCAGAACCAGGAGCCUCUUUUUUCUAAGGACACAACCAAGUUUUUCCUUGCUGUUCCUGAGAGACAAGGUGAUCAGGGUGGCUUCCACCACAUCGCCAUGUUUACCAAAAAGCUCGGGGGCAACGAGGAUAAGAUUGAGCACAUAACGUCUGGCGUCUGGGAGGUGACGCAAAUUGUGUCUUAUGAUGAAAACAAGCAGGUCAUAUACUUCCUGAGCACAGAAGUUUCUGCACAAGAGAGGCAUUUAUACAGUGUGUCCACCCUGGGUGUAUUUCCACGACAAUGCCUCACCUGUGGCCUGCGAGAAACCUGCAUGUUCUUUGAUGCUAACAUCAGCCCUGAUGCGCAGCACGCCAUCCUGCACUGCAAAGGUCCGGGAGUUCCAUCAGUACUGCUUCUAAGUUUGGAUGAGGUGGACUCCUAUUUCGUCCUGGAAAACAAUCACCCUCUGUGGUCGAUGUUGUCCACCAAAAGAACAGUUCAGACCCAAAUCCACACCAUCCAUCAUGGCAACUUUGAGCUGCCUCUGAAACUCAUCCUUCCUCCUGACUUCUCUGAGUCCUUCCUCUAUGGCCUUCUGCUCAUUGUUGGCAGCUCUCCUGGUGAUCAGGCAGUCACAGAGGAGUUUAGGCUGGACUGGGACUGGGUCCUAGUGGGCUCAGAGCAGGUGAUUGUGGCUCGGCUCGAUGGUCGGGGUUCAGGGUUCCGAGGUCAAAGGAUGUUGCAGCAACUCCAUCAGAACAUGGGGCAGGUGGAUGUUGAGGACCACAUAGCAGCCCUGGCGUACUUGGUGAAACUGCACUUCAUCGAUCCAACAAGGGUCGGCGUUUUCGGAGAGCACUAUGGCGGUUACCUGACGCUUAUGCUGCUAAAGUCGACCGAGGGGAUGAUCCGUUGCGCUGCAGCUCAGGCUCCUGUUGUGGACUGGACCAUGUAUGCUUCAGCAUUCUCAGAGCGAUACUUUGGCUUGCCUUCAACUGAGGAGAACAGAUAUCAAAUGUCCAAAGUUAUUCCAGACAUGAGAGGUCUGCAGGGAGGAACUCUGUUUCUUGCCCAUGGGACGGCCGAUGCAAAUGUUCACUUUCAGCACUCUGCGGAGCUCAUCAAGCACUUGAUCAGGAUUGGAGCCAACUAUACCAUGCAGAUCUACCCUGAUGAGGGCCACUUCCUGUCAAGACAAAGUCAGAUUCAGCUGAGGCACUCUUUGAUUGGUUAUUUUAGAGGUUGUCUGUUGGACGCAUCGUCGUUACUGGACCGGCAAGCAGAGGACGAGUGAGGAGGAACUCCACAGAAGAAUAGUGUGUGUGUCUGUUUUAUACACUUAGCACAGUAUUUGAUCAACAAAUAACAGGAUUUGGAACAGGGGUGUCCAAACAUUUUCCUCCGAGGGUCAGAAAAAUUUAAGGAUGCAAGGGCCACUUUGACAUUCUUCAACUUUCAUUCAUUUCAGUCAUUAAACACGCUAAAGCUAAUCCAUCAAGCAAUUAUAUAUUUUUUAUAUUUUUUUGAAAAAAUUGCUACAUCACAGUUUUCCGGUAAUGGUGAUGAGGCAUAAAGUAUCGGACUUUUCAGAAUUUUGGGGUGUCCUGUGACGCUGAAUUCCACAAGAACAGAACUGCCCCUGGACUGAGCAGCAACUUAACAUUUCCACAAUAAGAGCCAAAAUAAGCGCAGGCUGUACUAAGCUGAUCAUUUAUAUAGUAGUUAGUUGAGGAUCAUUGAUGUGAUAUGUUCACAAAUCGGACUGUGACACAAAGCAGAAAUUGGAGCGAACAUGUAUUGCCUCAAAUGAAAUUAUAGUGGUGCCUUGACAUUACAAUAUGUUCUAUGACCAUGCUCAUAACUCAAAACACCGGUAUCUCAAAACAUCUUUCCCCGUUGUAAUAAAAGGAAAUGCCAUUAAUUUGUUCCAGCCUACCAAAGAACCCCACCCAACAUGUUUUCCAAUACAGAAAACAGUACUCUACAAUAUUAUACUUUAUAUAAACAAAUCAUAAAAAGAUGAUUUAAAUAGAAUGUGAAGAAUUAAACUGUCUGUGCAUCAUGAUUAAUUCACUUUCAUUGUAUGACGCCUGGUGUGUGCGCCUUGGUCAACUGAUAGUUUAAUACAGACAUACAAACAUGGAGACAGAGGAGAUGGUUACCACUCCUCAGUAUGCUGCAUCAAUAUUAGUAAUUAUUCGAUUAUUGUCUGUGUUCAUAUGUUGCUCCACCGUUUGUGUUCAAAUUUCCUUGCUCGAUACUGAUGCUAUCCGUCUGUUGUUUUGCAUUUUGUAGUAGCAUUAAGCUAAGUGGACUUCCUAAACCAAAACUAUGUGGUUGUUUUAAAUACGCGUGUAAUGUUGUAAUGGUUUAUGUUUAGUUUGAUAGUAAAAAAAAAAAAAACUGGGAGUGGCAUUUAAUAACUUGAAGACUCUUUGUUCGAAGAAGAAUUGUUCACUAUCUGUCAAACUGCUGCUGGUUGUUAGGUGAGUUGAGUUGAUUUUACUGCCACCAUAAAGCGCUCCUACUAGACUUUUGUGCGCAAGUCAAAGCAAAAGGCUUGUAUCUCGAAAACCUUGGGUCACUCGUAUUGGAAGGCACCACUAUAACUUAUAUGAAGAGGAAUGGUAUUGCUGUUUUAGUUGAAAAUAGUUUAUUUGUAUCUUUACAAUAAAAUCAAUUUAUUGUUAGUAAUGGUAGUCAUAAGUGUCGAGGGCAUCGCAUCCAUGGAGAAUGUGGGUGUCGCUACCUUACACUUCUACAUUUUUCAUGCUGCCCACCCACACCUUCUUUUUUGUAAUAAAUAAUAUUUCGCCCCGUGACGAAAAUUAUUGGUAGUACUGGUGUAUGCCGCCAGCCACAAAAAAAAUGGACAGCAGGCCAGAAAUGGCCCUUGGGCUGUAGUUUGGACACCCCUGAUUUAGAACCAAAAUGAAGAUAUAGUGACCCUCUUCUGGGAUUGAUAUCACCAGAUUCUGUUUUUAGCACCUCAAAAGUAAUGUUUAAAAAUAUAGCAUAAUGCUUUGUGCGUAGUGUGAGACCAAAAAAUGGUUGGUGAUCUUGCGACGUGAAGCCACCAACUCUGUGUUGCACUUCAGUCUUUGUCGACUGUGUGCUUGAAAGCGGUCGGUUCAGUCUUCAGACUGUGAAUUUAGUUAUUUUAAAGAGACUUAAUCAUCACUCAUUGUUAGGCCUUACAUUUUUGUGAACAUGGAGCUAUUUAACUUAAGAGUUACUGUACCGUCCUGCCAGGCUUCCCCGAGUGAGCCGCGUAGAAGUCGUCCAAAAGGGUGUGAUCGAGUUUUAGCUUCCGGGAAAUCAAAAACUGCUCCUCCGGCCCGUACCCUUCCCAGUCGACCAGGUACUGGAACCCCCUCCCCCUAGGCCGCAUGUCGAGGAUACGUGACACCGUGAAGGCCGGAUGGUCGUCAAUAAUCCGGGGGGUCAGAGGUUAUUCAGAUGGAGGGUGCAGGUGGAGAGAGGCUUCAGCAAAGAGAUGUGGGAUGAAUCUUCAAGGACUGUGGAAGCUUCAACUCGAUGGAAGUGGGACUGAUGAUUUUAGUAAUUGGCAAUGGGCCAAUGAAACGGGGAGCGAGCUUACAGGACUCUGUUUGAAGUGGGAGGUUGUGUAAAGACAGCCAGACAGAUUGACCCACCUUGUAUUCGGGCGCCUGGGAGCGAUGACGGUCCGCGAGCUGCUUGUUGCGUGCCGCUGACCGAGUCAACGCUGCCUGGAAGUCCUUCCAAACCGCCUGGCCUCGCUGGAGGUGAUCCCGUACGGUUGGAAUGGCCACCGCCUGCUCCUGUACUUGGAAUAGUGGGGGUUGGAAACCGUAGCAAGCCAUGAAUGGUGACAUACCGGUAGAAGAGCUGGUGAGGGAGUUGUGAAUGUAUUCGAUCCAUGGGAGGAAGGAGCUCCAUGAGGAGGGGUUGCGUGCGGCCACACAGCCGAGAGAUGAUUCCAUGGAUUGGUUAGCCCGCUCCGUCUGGCCGUUGGUCUGUGGAUUAUACCCAAAGGAUAAGAUGGCUGCUGUGCCCACCGCUUUGCAGAAUUCCUGCCAGACCUAAGAAGAAAACUGGGGACCUCGAUCGGAGAUAAUAUUGUUGGGUAUCCCGUGGAACUUAAAUACAUGGCUGGAUAUGGACGCUGUGUUCUUCGGGGGAGCGGGAGAAAAUUAGGAUAUCGUCGAGGUAUACGAAUAUGAAGCUUUACAGUUCUAUUGGUCAUUUCCAAAAGAUGCAGACAGGUAACAGUAAUUUAGCAUAGUUUAAAUUAGGAAUCCCAACCCGUCUCACUAAGCAAGAGAAUCCAAAUAGAUGCCAAUAAACUAAAUCAAAAUAGACAUAAUAAUGAAACAAGAACAGAAAGCUGAUGAUCUAGAAAUAUGAAGUUCAUUUGUGUUGUGGAAAUGAUAUUUUAUGUUAAUAAUACAGAACAGUAUAUAAUUUAGCGCAUGAAAAGUAAAAAUGCCUGUACUGGUAUUACCCUGGUAAA